AUGAAAGAAAAGGACAAAACACUACAGUUACAAGUAACACCAACUAUGAAACAAUAUAAACUUCAUAAAUUGGAUAAAGGUCCGCAAACCACCGUAACGUUAACUUCUGAAGAUGCCCUCAAACUUUAUGAAAGGAUGGUAAUAUUGAGAGAAAUGGAAACGGCAGCUGGUAAAAUGUACAGAGAAAAACUAAUUCGUGGCUUUUGUCACUUGUACUUAGGUCAAGAAGCAGUAGCUGUAGGUAUACAUUCAAUGAUGCGAAGCGUCGAUACAGCUAUCACCUCAUACCGUUGUCACGGAUGGACUCAGUUAAUGGGCUGUGGAGUUUUAGGCAUGCUGUCUGAACUCGCCGGUCGUAGAUCCGGGUGUUCUCGUGGCAAAGGCGGCUCAAUGCAUUUAUAUAGUAAGAACUUUUAUGGCGGAAAUGGAAUCGUAGGUGCUCAGAUACCAUUGGGAGCUGGUCUUGCAUUAGCACACAAGUACAAAGGCGAUGGUGGUAUAUGUUUUGUUUUAUACGGAGACGGCGCAGCCAACCAGGGUCAGCUUUAUGAAGCUUUUAACAUAGCUAAACUUUGGAAACUGCCUUGCGUGUUUGUUUGCGAAAAUAAUCUGUACGGCGAGUAA
This is a messenger RNA of Parnassius apollo (apollo), 624 nucleotides long. NCBI's taxonomy places the organism in Eukaryota, Metazoa, Arthropoda, Insecta, Lepidoptera, Papilionidae. The record is from the annotation of a GenBank genome assembly.